Molecule: messenger RNA, 744 nt
Organism: Canariomyces notabilis
Lineage: Eukaryota; Fungi; Ascomycota; Sordariomycetes; Sordariales; Chaetomiaceae
Product: NAD(P)-binding protein
Exons: 4
Coding region: 1-744 (247 amino acids)
Source: RefSeq, a predicted model, not a curated record
AUGGCCUCCAAAUCCUUCUAUGCCGUCAUAGCCGGAGUCGGCGCCGGCACAGGCCGCUCCGUUGCGCUUCGCUUCGCCCGGUCCUACCCGGUGGUUCUCUUGGCCCGCAAGCCCGAGAGUUACAACGACAUCGUAUCCGAGAUCAAGAAGCAGGGCGGUGAGGCCAUCGGCAUCAGCGCCGACACGUCGGAUCCUCAAUCCGUCAGCUCUGCGUUUGAGGCUAUCAAGAAGGAGCUGCCCGACAAGAAGCUCGCUGCGGCCAUCUAUAACGUAGGCGCCGGUUUCGCAGUGAAACCCUUCCUUGAAUUGACUCCCUCAGAUCUGAACACGAGCUUAGCAAGUAACGCCGGCGGCCUAUUCAACUUCGCCCAAGCCACCCUCCCGUCCCUGCUAGACUCAGUCCCAUCCUCCCCCUUCCCCCCAAGCCUCAUCAUCACGGGCGCAACGGCGUCAGUGCGCGGCUCGCCCCGGUUCGCGACCUUUGCGGCGGGCAAGUUCGCCGCGCGCGCGCUGAGCCAGAGCCUGGCGCGCGAGUUCGGCCCCAAGGGCGUGCACGUCGCACACGUCAUUGUCGACGGGGUGAUUGACAUCCCGAGGACCAAGGAAUAUCGCGUAAACGACGGCGUGGAGGACGGCAAGAUCAGUCCUGAUGCGAUUGCCGAGAGCUACUGGCAUUUGCACACGCAGCAUCGGUCGAGCUUCACGCAUGAGCUAGAUCUGCGGCCGUAUGUCGAGAAAUUCUGA